AUGGAGCUAUCUGUUUCCUCUCCAAAGCAAAGCGUGUUAUCUCCACCCGACUGUAUGAGUGACCCUGAGGAGCAUGAGAUCAGCGAGGAGGAGGACGACGACCGCAACCAUAAGCACCGGAGGAAAGAAGAGACGAGGUCUCAGUCGUUGGAACGAGAUUCUUCAGAUCAGGCUUUCUCACGGCCGUACAGGAAAAACUAUAGACAUUUUGAAAAUGGCAAUACGUUUAACGAACAUGAAAAGCGGUCGUCAGGGCAGCAACGUGUACAGUAUGAUAAUCAAAGAGGAAGGUCGAACCAAAUGUUUUCAAGGGACUCUGGUCCUGGUAGAGGUAGAGGAAAUUAUGGUUCUUGGGGGCAGCGUGAUUCCAGGUUUAAUCCUGUUGAUCUCUCAUCUCAUAUGCUUCAAGUCGGAUCUAUGGCUCCGGGGAUGUUUGGAGGAAGGGGACUACCUGGUGUUUCAGCUGCUCAGAGUGCACCAUGGCCUGGCUUUGGAAUGCUUCCUGGUGUUCCAAAUGGUGGCUUGGAUGGUUUCCAUCACUUACAAGGGUCCCUUAGACCGCCCUUGAAUGCUCCACUCAACAUGGGCAUUCCUCGGCAGCGAUGCAGAGACUUUGAGGAACGUGGUUUCUGCCUCAGAGGGGACAUGUGUCCCAUGGAGCAUGGAAUUAACCGCAUUGUUGUUGACGAUGUUCAGAGUCUAUCACAGUUCAACCUUCCCGUUACAGUCCCUGGUGCACCUCAUAUGGCACCUUCUUCUAAACCGAUACCUGCACAGUUUGGUAAUUUCAUGAAUACUAAAGGAGCUCAUGGGAAGACUAACGAGGCUGGAAUGGGUGUAGAUGGUUCGGGUUAUGGUGAUGCAUAUCCUGUUGCUGGCGGAACUGAUUUUUACGACCCUGAUCAACCUUUGUGGAAUAACAGUGCUGGUGAAACUUCAGGUGCUUUAUCUGCACUAAAUUCUCAUGGGAUUGAUGAGAACGUAGCUCCACUGGAUGACAGUAACCAAGAUGAAAAUGCCUGUGGUGUUCGAGACUCAAGAAGCACAAGUCAGUCAGUUUGGGGUAGGAUGCGUGGUUCUAGUCAAGCAAAUUUCAGAGAGAAAGCUGAUGCAGUAGUAAAUUCAUCAGCUGGUCUUGAAGAUCAAUUGAAGGAGGUCUCAGUUAACUCAUCCCGCCACGGUAAACAAAACCAUGUUGGUGAAAGUGUCCCAAAAGUUGUUGAUUCAUCAAAUAUUCCAAAUGAUGCGAUGAAUAAUACAAGAAAACCAACGCAAAAGGCAAUGCGAACUCUUUUUGUGAAUUAUGUUCCCCACGAGAGCAACAGAAAGGACCUCAUUCUUGCCCAUUUUCAGAAAUUCGGGAAAGUUAUUGACAUUCACAUUCCAUUGAAUAGUGAGCGAGCAUUUGUGCAGUUCUCCAAACGUGAAGAGGCUGAAUCUGCUCUCAGGGCACCUGAUGCUGUAAUGGGUAACCGCUUUAUCAAACUUUGGUGGGCAAAUAGAGAUAGCAUACCUGAUAAUGGCUUGUCCACUGGCAAUGGUGCUCCUAUGAAGGGUCGUGUUAUGACUGCUUCUGGAGGGCAGAACCAACUUCCUAUUGCUGCAGCAUCGAAAAGCAACCAUGUAUCUUCCAUUGCAAAGGGUCCUGCCUUCCACACUGGUGGAGCUCCAUCCUCCUCUGAACUCCCUAAGCCUGUGGUGGCCAGUAGUGGUCCCAAGGUUACGCCGCUUCAGCAGAAAAAGACGGACACUCUUGAGCGGUUGAAGGAGACACUUCGGAAAAAGCAGGAAAUGCUGGAGCAGAAACGUAACGAGUUCCGCAAGAAAUUGGCGACACUUCAAAAACAAGGUACGGUUGUCAAGGGCGAGGAAGCAGAUGAGCCAGAUGCUAAGCGUGUCAAAGUAGAGACAGCCUCUACUUCCGAUGGUGCAGUCUCAUCACCAAAAACAGAUUCAUCGACAGAUAAAAAAGUGCCUAUCCAGAAACCACUUUCCGCCGCUAAACUAAGCACAGAAACGCCAUCGCCCAAUACAAAAAACUUGACGCAAAGACCUUAUUCGUAUACAGCAAGUUUGAACACUCCUAUGCCAAAUAGGUAUAAGUUGGACAACCGCACCACUACCAUCAAAGUUGUUCCUCCUUUGCCUACCGGCUUAGCUGAUGUUGCUGCCUUAAAGGAACAUUUUUCUUCUUAUGGCGAAGUCUCAAAAGUGGAAUUAGAAGAAAAUGCGUCGAGUGACAGUGGCAAGGAUCAUGAAACGUGUAACGAAAACCGUGCAGCUUGUGUCACAUUUGUGAAACGGAGCGCAGCCGAGAAAGCGUUUGCUAAUGCAAAGUGUUGGCAAGAACACAUGUUGCAGCUCGUGUGGGUAACACGUCAAAGAAACAGAGAGAAUAAUGGUAAUAACAACAAUAACAAUCCCUCUGUUUCUAGUGACCACACUAGCAGCAAAAGCAAGUGCACUCCUUCAGUCUCUAAUGACCCGAAACCAGCAGAUGAAGUCAAAGCCUCGUCUACGGAAGAACCAGACAACAAAAAUGUUCCUGGACGCGACAGUAUUUUGGAACAAGAGACCAAAGAAAGCGACAAGACUUUGGAUGAGCAAGAGAUCGAAGAAAGCGACAAUGGCAACAGUAAAAGUAACAGUGAGUCCAUGGAAGGAGCUGCUGAUGCGGUUGCACCGUCAGGAAAUGAUGAAGAACAGUCUGAACAGAUGAAUGAUUAA
Microthlaspi erraticum is the source of this 2727-nucleotide messenger RNA. Lineage: Eukaryota; Viridiplantae; Streptophyta; Magnoliopsida; Brassicales; Brassicaceae. The record is from the annotation of a GenBank genome assembly.